Messenger RNA from Tupaia belangeri chinensis (Chinese tree shrew), 2209 nucleotides. It is a transcript of the gene BECN1, whose product is annotated as beclin 1. NCBI's taxonomy places the organism in Eukaryota, Metazoa, Chordata, Mammalia, Scandentia, Tupaiidae. The record is from RefSeq and is a predicted model, not a curated record. The coding region runs from base 220 to 1566 and encodes 448 amino acids. Gene Ontology annotation, molecular function: protein-macromolecule adaptor activity; phosphatidylinositol 3-kinase binding. The transcript is spliced from 12 exons. Gene Ontology annotation, biological process: late endosome to vacuole transport; cellular response to nitrogen starvation; mitophagy. Gene Ontology annotation, cellular component: phosphatidylinositol 3-kinase complex, class III, type I; phosphatidylinositol 3-kinase complex, class III, type II; phagophore assembly site.
UCCGGUCCCUGGCGGAAGACUCCCGCCGGCGGACCGGGAAGUAGCUGAAGCUUGGGCGAUGGCAGUUCUGGACGCCUCGCUCUGGGGCAGACCCGCGGCCACCGUGCCCCCGCGGUAGACCCGACCUGGGUGACGGGCCCCAGGGUCCCGAGGUGAAGAGUGUCGAGGGCUGAACUGAGACCUUAGAAGGGAACUGGGACCCCUGACGGCCCUUAUGGGAUGGAGGGGUCUAAGACGUCCAGCAGCACCAUGCAGGUGAGCUUCGUGUGCCAGCGCUGCAGCCAGCCCCUGAAGCUGGACACGAGCUUCAAGAUCCUGGAUCGUGUCACCAUCCAGGAGCUCACAGCUCCAUUACUUGCCACAGCCCAGACAAAACCAGGAGAGACCCAAGAGGACGAGGCUAACUCAGGAGAGGAGCCAUUUAUUGAAACUCGUCAGGAUGGUGUCUCUCGCAGAUUCAUCCCCCCAGCCAGGAUGAUGUCCACAGAAAGUGCCAACAGCUUCACUCUGAUCGGGGAGGCAUCCGAUGGUGGCACCAUGGAGAACCUCAGCCGAAGACUGAAGGUCACUGGGGACCUUUUUGACAUCAUGUCGGGCCAGACAGAUGUGGAUCACCCGCUGUGUGAGGAAUGCACAGAUACUCUCUUAGACCAGCUGGACACUCAGCUCAACGUCACUGAAAAUGAGUGUCAGAACUACAAACGCUGUUUGGAGAUCUUAGAGCAAAUGAAUGAGGAUGACAGUGAACAGCUACAGAUGGAGUUACAGGAGCUGGCAUUAGAGGAGGAGAGGCUGAUCCAGGAGCUGGAAGAUGUGGAAAAGAACCGCAAAGUGGUUGCAGAAAAUCUUGAGAAGGUCCAGGCUGAGGCUGAAAGACUGGAUCAAGAAGAAGCUCAGUAUCAGAGGGAAUACAGUGAAUUUAAACGACAACAGCUGGAGCUGGAUGAUGAGUUAAAAAGUGUAGAAAACCAGAUGCGCUAUGCCCAGAUGCAGCUGGAUAAACUGAAGAAAACCAACGUCUUCAAUGCAACCUUCCACAUCUGGCAUAGUGGACAAUUUGGCACGAUCAAUAACUUCAGACUGGGGCGCCUGCCCAGUGUUCCUGUAGAAUGGAAUGAGAUUAAUGCUGCUUGGGGCCAGACAGUGUUGCUGCUCCAUGCUCUGGCCAAUAAGAUGGGCCUGAAAUUUCAGAGGUAUCGACUUGUUCCUUAUGGAAAUCAUUCCUAUCUGGAAUCUCUGACAGACAAAUCUAAGGAGCUGCCAUUGUACUGUUCUGGGGGAUUGCGGUUUUUCUGGGAUAACAAGUUUGACCAUGCCAUGGUGGCUUUCCUGGACUGUGUACAGCAGUUCAAAGAAGAGGUUGAGAAAGGCGAGACACGCUUUUGUCUUCCUUACAGGAUGGAUGUGGAGAAAGGCAAGAUUGAAGACACAGGAGGCAGUGGCGGUUCCUAUUCCAUCAAAACCCAGUUUAACUCUGAGGAACAGUGGACAAAAGCUCUCAAGUUCAUGCUGACAAAUCUUAAGUGGGGUCUUGCUUGGGUAUCCUCACAAUUUUAUAACAAAUAACUUUAUUUUUUUCCUUUGGGGCUGUUUGCCUUAAAGGCUUUAAAUUUUGUUUUGUUUGCAUAAAGAAAAAUGUUUUAAAUUAAAUUUGGGGUAAUAUUGUUAAUAUUAAAUAGCACAUGUUUACAAUACCAAAAAAGAAAAAAAAUCCACAAAAGCCACUUUAUUUUAAAAUACCACAUGACAGAGAGUUUGUAGAGUUAUAACAUGCCAUGUAUAGUUACCAGCCCUUCCCUUGUCAUAGUUUGGACUCUUAAACUCAUGCCGGCUUUUCCCUGUCUUUCCUGAAACAACUAAUUUAAAUUUGCUUUUUUUUUUUUUUGUUUAAUGAAGUUGAAUUGAGAUCGAUGUGUUUUCACUGGAGUCUCUCAACUUCCUACAUUUACAAAUAUAAAAUAGAAACUUUCGUCUCCACGGUGACAGCAAGAUGUUUGAGACCCACACUUAGAAAACAUGGGAAAAUGACAUCUGAGCUUUGCCUGGUCACCUUGUGAUAUGAUCAGAAGCUUGAAAUUUAACACUUCUCAUGUGGUAGUACGGAAUGCCUACUCUGCUCUGUGUUAGAGAUAUGAAAUGGUAUUUGAUACUGUUUGAGACAUUAUGGAGAGAUUUAAUUAUUUGUAAUAAAAGAUUUGCUACAGUCUGA